Oryza sativa Japonica Group (Japanese rice) is the source of this 2498-nucleotide messenger RNA. NCBI's taxonomy places the organism in Eukaryota, Viridiplantae, Streptophyta, Magnoliopsida, Poales, Poaceae. The record is from RefSeq and is a predicted model, not a curated record.
CUCAUCGCUGCAAAUAAAUUGGGUCGACUUGUACCGCCGGUUAAUUUGCAGUAUCCCGGUUGCCCACCUUUCAUGGUCCAUCACCGGUUGCAGCGUCCUGCCAUGGAGCAUUUAGCCUGCUUCCUCCUCUUCCUAACAUCCUUCACCACGGUCAGUAUUGGACAGGACCAGUUCAUCUACAACGGCUUCUCCGGCAGCAACCUUAUCCUUGAUGGCACAGCCAUGGUAACACCAAACGGAAUCCUUGAGCUUACCAAUGGCGCAAGUACCUACGAAACAAGCUACGCCCUCUACCCGACUCCAUGGCAAUUUCUGAAGGUACCAUUACAGUCCUUCUCAGUCAACUUUGUGCUCUUCAUGGCUCCUUCUAUUAGAUGUCCCGACAGCAUGGCUUUCAUGAUAUUUCCGAGCAAGGGCCUCAAGAAUGAUCAGAGGGAGAGCAAUCUUGCAGUUAAUUUUUUAAGUUGCCAAGACAAAAGGUUUCUGGAGAACAACGAGAACGACAUCAGCAUUUCUAUCAACAGUAGUUUCAGCAGACCGCUAGAGACCCAUCCUGCUGGCUUCUAUGAUGACAAGAACGGCAUUUUCAAUGACUUGCCCCUUGUUGGCGGCAAGGCAGUGCAAAUAUGGGUGGACUAUGAUGGAGAGGCCACACAGAUGAAUGUGACCAUAGCUCCUCUCAAGCUAACCAAACCUUUGAGACCAACGCUGUCAGCAAUCCUCAACAUCUCAACAAUUUUAGAUGAAGGUGUAUCAUAUAUUGGCUUCUCUUCCGGUGCUAAUAAUGUCGGUGCAUUGAAUUAUGUUCUUGGCUGGAGCUUUGGAAUGAACAGUCCUGCUCCGACAAUAGAUAUCAUCAAGUUACCAAAGUUACCUCGAUUUGGCCCAAAAGUCCGGUCUAAAACUUUGAAGAUAGUCCUACCGAUAGUCAUCACCACAGUCAUCCUACUUGUGGGAGCAGCAGUCACAGCAUUAGUGUGGAGGCGAAAGAGGUAUGCUGAACUAUAUGAAGAUUGGGAGGUUGAAUUUGGGCCAUAUCGCUUCUCGUACAAAUAUUUAUUUGAUGCAACUGAAGGAUUUAACAAUGAGAAAAUUCUAGGUGUUGGAGGAUUUGGGAAGGUGUAUAAAGGUGUGCUUCCAGACUCUAAAUUGGAGGUUGCUAUCAAGAGGGUGUCUCAUGAAUCGAAGCAAGGAAUAAAGGAGUUUAUCGCUGAAAUUGUUAGUAUCGGCCGCAUCCGACACCGCAAUCUUGUUCAAUUACUUGGCUAUUGCAGAAGAAAAGAUGAACUCUUAUUGGUCUAUGACUAUAUGCCAAAUGGAAGCCUAGACAAGUAUUUACACUGUAAAGAGGGCAAGUACACGCUAGAUUGGGCCAAAAGAUUUCAAAUCAUUAGAGGUGUUGCAUCUGGAUUAUUCUAUCUCCAUGAGAAGUGGGAGAAAGUUGUCAUCCACCGAGAUAUCAAAGCAAGCAAUGUGCUUCUUGAUGCUGAAAUGAACGGUCAUCUAGGAGACUUUGGCCUUGCAAGACUAUAUGAGCAUGGCAAUGACCCACAAACAACACAUGUGGCUGGUACCUUUGGAUAUAUAGCACCAGAGAUGGCGCGCACCGGUAAGGCAUCCCCUCUAACAGACGUAUAUGCAUUUGCCAUUUUUGUUCUUGAGGUAACAUGUGGGCGAAGACCUAUUAACAAUUACACGCAUGAUAGCCCGACAAUAUUAGUUGAUUGGGUUGUUGAGCAUUGGCAAAAAGGAUCACUGACAAGCACACUGGACGUCAGAUUACAAGGAGACCACAAUGCAGAUGAGGUCAAUCUUGUUUUAAAGCUAGGGCUGUUGUGUGCAAAUCCAAUUUGUACCAGAAGGCCCGGUAUGCGUCAAGUCAUGCAAUACCUCGACAAUGAGAUGCCACUUCCUCGGUUGAUGCCCACAAACUUGAGUUAUAGCAUGUUGGGAUAUUUGCAAAACGACGGUUUCGACCAGUACAAAUCUGUGCCAUCUACAGUUUGCAGCAACAACCUGACAUCGAGCCUCACGAGUGGAAGAUGAUACAAAUGGAUGGGAUUCCCAGUAGUGAUUGUCUACUUGUAUGAACAUAUUGUAGCUUUAUUGUAAGCUGGUGUUCCCAGCCUUGUAGUAAUGUUGCUUUCUUAACAAAAUCAGGACCCAGAAGGUUUUUUUCAAAUUUGUGGAUGCUCACUGUAAAUUAUUUAUUAUUCUAUGAAACGGGGAAGGAAAAGUAAAUAUUAGCUAACCAAAAAACGAAAUCAACAUCCUUGUUCACUCCAUAUUUCUGUUCUUGUGCUGUUUUAGUUGUCUUGAAGUUUCCUUUCAUGCAUAUUACUUGGCCAGUUCAACCAAAAUUAUGUUAAAUCUGUUACUGUGGCUGAACUGAUUUUAGUCGAACGUGGGAUGGCCACGUUUGCAUGUAAUUUCCCCUAGUUUUGGGUAUGAAUAGAAGGAGAAGAGAAUCCCGGAAAAGCUGCAGCGAGAUCGCCGAA